Diaporthe batatas is the source of this 1964-nucleotide messenger RNA. RefSeq lists its product as uncharacterized. The record is from RefSeq and is a predicted model, not a curated record. NCBI's taxonomy places the organism in Eukaryota, Fungi, Ascomycota, Sordariomycetes, Diaporthales, Diaporthaceae. The transcript has 2 exons. The coding region runs from base 411 to 1877 and encodes 488 amino acids.
UAGAGGGAGCCGAAACAAGAAGCGAACUCUAUCAGGCCGACUACUCCGGCUCGCAGGAUGCGCAGAAAAUGAGACCACCGAGCACCUUCUCAAUGCAUAUCUAUUUUCUGGCCCCUGCCUGCAUUCGCUUCUAUGAUUAGUGUCAGCACUACUUUUUGAUCGCCAAUCAAGACUUUUCGGCAAAAUGCAAAGCAUGUCUUACUGUAUUUCAAGACCCAGGUCUUGCCUCAGCGCCGACGUUGGUGCCACUCCUCGCAUUUUCCUUUUCUUUUUCAUUCGCGGCCAACCUUAAUGCCGGCCCCUUGCAUGUUUUGCUCGUCUAAUCAAAGCAUUGGGGUUUUCUCAUCGGCCGCAGGAUUGCUUUCAACCUGCCUAGGUUCCCUUCACUCUCAUUACCGUCAGCCUGGAUCAUGAUUAGCAAGUCUUUGGGAGGCAUCACCCGUAUGGGUCGCACUCAGUUCAUACCUAUGAUAGCGAUUGGCCUGCUACUCGCAGUAUGGACUAUUCGCCUUCAGAUGCCUGCUAUGUCGGUCGACUAUUCGUGGUUCCGCAUUGGGGACGACGGCACGGUCGGCAGUGUCAACACCAGCCCAGCAGUGAAGGGCUUGGGCAAGCCAGACGUCAGCGACAUCGACUUCUCCGACCCCGACGCACCAUUCGUAGGGUGGCCUUUGGAACGUGCCUGCAACGAGGUCACGGAAUGGGUGGAAGGCGUCGUGUGGUUGUGCGAUAAUAAUUGGGGCGGCGUUGGCAACGUUCGGAAUUUUAUCCUCACAUGCAUGCGAUAUGCGAUCGAAGCAGGCGUGUCAGGCAUCGUCAUGCCAGCGAUCCAGAAGAGGAACGAUGAAAACAUUGUGGACAUCAACAGCGGCAAAGACUACCGACCCUUCAGCUACUUUUUCGACGAGGAAAACUUUCGAAAGGGCAUGGGCGAAUUCUGCCCACAGAUCACGAUCUAUGAUUCUUGGGCACACAUCCCCAAUGUUGACAAUUCCAACAGCUCGAGGGAGCCUGUCAUAGAAAAGAUCAGUACUCGUGCUUUCUCAGAACGUGGCGAUUGUAAUGGCGCCGAGUUGGACAAGCACACAGAUCGUUUCGGAGACAGCUUCAGGGAAUGGGUACGAGACGAAAAAAACGGCAUACCGCCGUCGGUGGACCACCCCCGUCUAUUCCGAAUGCCCGACUACCCCGGGAUUCUUUGGGAGUACCCACGGUGGCACGACGGGCCUGAAUUCUCCAACACGUACGGUGGGCUGCUCAAGUUCAACAAACAAGUGAUGCGACUCGGGAAGAAAGCUCUGGACAAUAUGCGUACGUUCGCUCGAGAACAUGCUCGGACGCGGGAUCCACUGGAGAUCGAGGGAAAGUCACGCGCCAUCGACAACCCUUCGGCCUUUUUCUCGGCGCACCUGCGGACAGAGGCAGACGCAGUCAAGUUCUGGCCGACAUACGAGGAACAAGAGGAGGCUUACCUUGGGAAAGCAGAGGAGCUGGGCCUCUCGGUGGCAUACGUGGCGACGGGCAACCUCAGCGAGGCGCACAAGUUCUCGGCCGCAGCGCACGACAAGCUGGGGAUGGCGGUGGUCAGUAAGGCGGACCUGCUCACCGGCGAGGACGCGGACGAGCUAGCGUCAUUGAGCUGGGACCAGCAGGGACUGAUCGACUAUAUUGUCCUUGUUGGGAGUGAUUACUUCGUCGGUAACAGCAGAAGCAGCUUCUCAAUCCUGACGAUACAAAAGAGGCACCUAAAGGAGGACGGGAUCUACACGCGGCCGUAUAAGAUCCGGCCGGACGGAUAUGGCCGCAGUAUGAUCGUAGGCCCAAAGACGCAGUACUACAAGCAUUGGAUGUUCAUUUGGGAUGCCAUGUGGCCUUGAUGGACUACAUUGGCCAGUUGCAUGAUUUCGCUUUGAUACCAAGCCCUAGCAAUAGCAGCUCCUUUAAUUCAUACCCUUUUACUUACA